GCAUCUUUGUUACUCAUUUAGAAAAUUCUGGCCAAGAUUUUCAAAAACAGAGUAUAGAGCCUAAGUUUAGGCCUUUGUUUUUGAAAAUCUUGGCCUCUAUGUUCGCUGUGUUUACACUGUAAAUUUACUGUGCCUGCAGCAGAAAGUUCUCUAUUAUCAUAUCCUGUUCACAUUACUCACAUGCAUAGUCCACUUUAGACUAUUUUGCCGAUUGGUCCAGUUAUUGGUUGAUACAGUACUUGAAGUGAGUUCAGGAAUAGUGCUUGAGCGAGUAAAGCAAACAAGAUUUAGCCAUGCAUAUAUACUUAUUUAAAUCAAUUUGAAUAAGCUAUGCUUAUUACUAGCUGCAAAUAACUGAGUCUGAGGAUCUGUACACGUUUAUAGAAGAGACAUCUUCAUUCACUGUAUGCAGUUAACAUGCUAUACCUUCAGUCAUGGCUGAAAUAAUUUCUCACUAGGACAGUGAGGUAGCUUGUGUAUUAGGAAAGCUAUCCAGAAUGGAGCAUUGUUAAACUACAUGCUUAACUGUAUAUUUCUGAGGAGAAAAAAAGAGAAAAUUGGAUCAUUUUAAUGGGUCAACAAUGCAGAAACCAAAUGUAAGGUUAUUAUAAUUAGCUUCCUUAUAUGUUACAAUCCCCCUAUCUUUAUAUCUAUUUUCAUCAGAAGGAAUGUUUUGUUAGCAUAUUCCCCUGACUCGUAGUUUAUAUUUUCUUUUAUUGAUAUUUAUUGCAUCAGAUAAAUGUGUUUUAAAUUGCCCCCACAUUUGAUAUCAAAAGCAUUUUCACAGUCCUUCUUUAUUCCAUUUGCUUGAACUGUAUGAUCUGAAGCUGUGCGAGUUUGUUUGUGUGACUCAUUGCUGUAGAUGCUCUACCUGGCAUAGCUGUGUGGGACCCUUGAGCUUCAUUUUCUAAAUUCAUAGGGCCAAAUUCUGCUUUCAUAUACACACUUGUGGCUCUUAUUCAAGGGCAGCAUUUGGUCCUUUGUGUCCAUUUUUCAGUGCUCUUUACUUGGAGAGUCUCCUGCUAGGGCAUAGGAAUGAUUUGGGAAUUUAGUUAGCUUACUGGUUAGUGUUUAUAUUUUUAUGGAGAGAGGUUUUAAAUGUGGAGGUUAAAAAAGCUUAUAUGUACGGAAGUGCAGACUCCUGCCUGCUUCUCUCUCUUUCUCUCUCUCUCCACUGUUGCCUCAUACAAAAUGACUGCCCUUGUACCACUACACCGUACAACAGCUUGGGAAGCCAAGACAUUUGACCUUCUGAAUGUCCCUGUCACCUGCUCUACAUAUCAGUCAGCACUGUGAGCUCUAAAAGCCUGAGCUAGAGCCUACUGAAGUCAGUGGAAAGGUUCCUAUUGACUUCAGUGCAUUUUGGAUUACGCCCUAAGAAACGAGCACCUAGCAUCUUCCCCCUUCUGGAGUCCAGUUUGAACCUCAUUUCCUGUUUGGACAUCGUGGCGAGCUCAGCAGCACUGGCAACGAUGCAGAGUUCUCCAGCAGAGGUGACCAUGCAAUCUCAGAAUAGAAAGAGGGCCCCAGCAUGGAUUGAUCGGGAAGUCUUGGAUCUGAUUGAUGUGUGGGGCGAUGAGUCCGUGCUUUCGGAGCUGCGAUCGAAAAGACGGAAUGCAAAGAUCUACGAGAAGAUCUCAAAAGCCAUGACAGAGAGAGGGUACUGCUGGGAUGCAACACAGUGCCGCGUGAAAAUCAAGGAGCUGAGACGAGCGUACCAGAAGACCAAAGAGUCAAACGGACGUUCUGGAUCCCAGCCCCAGACAUGCCGUUUCUACGAGGCACUGCAUUCCAUUCUAGGUGCGGCCGCCACCACUACCCCACCACUGACCGUGGACUUUGAGGAUUGGAUAUUGUCGACGGCCGCUUCCUCGGAGAUGUUAGCGGACGGGGAAGAUGAGGAAGGUGAGGAGGAGGACGAGGCAGUCGACAGCGCUUACAACGCUGAUUUCCCAGACAGCCAGGAUCUCUUUAUCACCCUCACAGAGAUCCCCUACCAGCCGUCACCAGGCGUUAACCCAGACCCUGAAUCAGGGGAAGGAUCAGUCGCUGCGACUGUCUCCCGACCUACCCUGGCAUCCCCCUCGCAGAGGCUGGCGCAGAUUAGGCGGAGAAAGAAAAGGACACGGGACGACAUGUUCUCAGAACUUAUGGGCUGCUCCCAAGCCGAUGCGGCCCAGCAGACCCAGUGGAGGGAGAACAUGUCGCAAUACCAGCGAUCACACAGCGAACGGGAGGAGAGGUGGCGGCAGGAAGACCAGCAGGCGACUCAAACGCUGCUUGGACUAAUGAAGGAGCAAACGGACACGCUCCGGCACCUUGUGGAUGUUCUGCAGGACCGGAGGCAGGAGGACAGAGCCCCGCUGCAUUCUAUCUCUAACUGCCCUCCCCCGCCACAAACUCCCAUACCCUCCUCACCCAAAGUCCCAAGAAGGAGGGGCGGCAGGGGCCGUGAAAACUGUCACUCCACCCCUGCAGACUGCUCAAGUACCAGAAGGCUCUCAUUCCCAAAGAUUUGAUAAGUCCUUUCCUUCCCGCCUCACCCAAGCCCCCGUCCCAGUUUCAUCCCCUAACUGUGUAGUUGCUAAUAAAAGAUACGUUUCUGUUAA
Messenger RNA from Malaclemys terrapin pileata, 2609 nucleotides. RefSeq lists its product as uncharacterized. The transcript has 3 exons. Lineage: Eukaryota; Metazoa; Chordata; Testudines; Emydidae. The coding region runs from base 1473 to 2519 and encodes 348 amino acids. The record is from RefSeq and is a predicted model, not a curated record.